GCGGCGGCGGCGGCGCAGCAGCUCUCAGGGACCGACGGCUAAUUCUGAGCCGGAAGUUGGGCUGCCUGGCCGGCUUCAUGGCGCGCUGGGGCGGCGGCGCCUUGUCUAAGGGCCCCGCGAGGGCCGCGGAAAGAGAAGGGAAAGGCGACGGCCGCGGCGGCGAGAAGGCCCCGUCCGAGAGGCGGAGGCUGAAGGAGGCGGUGGCUGAGCGGCUGAGGCAGGAUGUGGAGAGGCUUCUUAAAGAAGAAAUCCAAACUGAUGUCACUUUCCGUGUUGGAGGUGCUCUCUUCCGAGCUCACAAGGGAGUGCUUCUAGCAAGAGUUCCCGAUUUUUUCUCCCAUGUUGCUGGAAGAGUGUUAAACAGUCCAAACCAUGGUGAAGUUUUGAAUCUGGAGAAUUUGGAACCCUCUGAAUUUAAAACAUUCCUGCAGGUCGUGUAUUCAUCCGGAAACGUCAAAGAGCCUGAGCAAGCGAUUCUCAAGAAAGAAAUAUCAAAGCCUAGCUCCACAAAGGAACAUGAAAGUGUGGACGUCAGCAAUCUGCAGAAUGGUGAAAUAUUCGCUGGACAGUGCCUAGAAAAUCAUGAAAGGACAUCUGGUUAUCAGUAUUCCUUAAGCGGAGCCCUAGAAACAGAAGCUGCUGCUUCCCCUUUUAUUGCAAAUGAAAUUACUGGAGAAGAAGCUGCUGCUGCUGCUGUUGAUGCUAAAGGCAAUGCAGUUGUGUCAGAUGAUUCUAAAAUAGAAACAGCAUCUCACUUAGGAAAAGACCUAUUGAUGCUCUGCAAGAAAUCUUGGUUUUCGGAUCUUACUAUAUGGAUUGACAGAAAACAAUUUCAAGUGCACAGGGCCAUUUUAUGUGCCAGAUCUUGUUACUUUGCUGCUAUGCUGAAUGGGAGCUGGGCCGAAAGCUCUCAAGAGCACAUCACUCUUCAAGGCUUAAACCAUGUAGAGAUGACUGUCGUUCUGCAUUUUAUUUAUGGAGGAGUUUUAGAUUUCCCAAACAAAGCAGAUGCUGGUUCCAUACUGAACAUUGCAGACAUGUAUGGGCUAGAGGGCCUAAGAGAAGUAGCUAUAUAUGUUCUGAAAAGAGACUACUGCAACUUUUUUCACAAGCCCGUGCCUGGGAAACACCAGCCUGUUAUCGAAUGUCUAGCUAUUGCCCAUUCGACAGGAGCGGAAAGCCUUUAUGAUGCUUGCAUGAAGUGGAUGGUACAGCAUUUUGUAAGAUGUUGGUCAGAGAAGAGCUUUGCUAGUUUAUUCCCUGAGCUUCAGAAUAAUUGUCUUAGCAUGUUGAUAAACUCUUUGAGUCCACAGAAUGCUGCCCAUCUUUUGAUGGAAGCCAACCGGCUGAUCGGUAGUCUUCCCCGAGUGAAGUGGACUGAAACAGCUCUUCUCUUGGCAUCUAGACUGCAAGAGGAGUGUGUAGCAUUUAUGGUGGCACAUUUCCCCGACGUAAUACAAACCGAGAGCUUUUUUGCCCUGUUACAGUCUCAGGCCAUGAGCAGUGAACCCGACCUCCUUGAUCAAGUGUUUGAAGCAGUUGAGAAGGGUGUUGGCAUUGAAAACAGUUGCUGUCUUCUUAUAGCCAUGGACACUUUGCUAAAUUCUGAAAAAGUGAAGGACACGGGGUUUACGUGCAGGAUCCAGGCUCUGCGUGAUAAGCUGUGGAUCUUCCUGGUUCAGUCGUUUUAUGCUGUUCGUCACACACAGAGCUGGAAGCUGCUGAAGGCAGACGAUCAACAGAACAUACAAGCAGCUGCUUUUGAUAAAGGCGAUGAUAGAAGACCUACCAAAAAGCCCGUAUUCACUAGUUCUCAGUUAAACAGAUGCACUACUGACAAUUCUGGUCUAAAGCAUCCUGCUUUGAAAGCGUACAGAAAGCAAAACAGUUGGGGUGGUUCCUGCACUAAUCAGGAUAAAAUGAAAUCUGAUGGAUUAGGAGCAUCUGGGCACACAUCGGCUACCAACAGGAACGGCACUAAUAAGACUUUGAAACAUGAUGAUUUAAAGGGGAAAGACAACAAAAAAGCUGUUUGCAAGAUGAUGAAAGAGUCCAAAAUGGGGGAGAAAACGCCUUCGCCCAAGGCUAGAGCUGUUAUAAAGCCCAAAACUGAAAAUAAUGGAAAUGCUAAGGCUGAAAGCUUGCUUACCAAACAGGAUUCCGAACGGUCUUUAUCCGCUGGCGGACACAAAAAUGUGGGAAGUGGCAAAGCCUCAAAAAAUCAAGAAGGUAAAACUGCAGGUGCUAGACCCAAAGUACUCCCUGGAAGCUCAAGUGUACAGAUUAAAGCAAAACCUUUGAAGAAGACCAGUGGAAAGGAAUCUCCCUCUCUUAUGGGCACAGAAACUCUAAGCAAGUCAACUAACUCCAGCACUGAUCUACGGAUGUCCAUUGAACAGCUCGAUGAACUGAAAGAGGAAAAAUUAACAGAUGAAAGCAAAAAGCAUUCAGCUUUGAAAACAAAGCCUGCUUCGAAGAUGUCUAAUGGAGCUCCUGCUAAAAAACAUGUUAAUGAUCUUGAGGCUAAUGGUUCCAUGAACAGGACUUCGCAUCAUGCAACCAUUUCUUUCUGGAACCAUUCCCAUGCUUGCCACAAAAUUCUGCUUCCCAGAUUUCUUAGAGAAUUCAAGAGGACUUUGGGGAGAGAGUGUCCUCUCAUUUGGGGAAGUUUUUUAAAAUGUGUUUUUCUUAUUGCUUGUUACACUCUCCCUGCCUUAGCACAGAUAAGAUCUUGCCCUCUCCUUGUAAAGAAAUGCACUGGAAAGGGCAACAAUGAACCCCUACCGCAGGCAGUUUUGAAGAAAAGGGGAAAUGAAUCUGGCAACUCUACCAUGCAACAGAAGACAAAAAACGUAGUUAACACUGUGAAAAAUCAAGGUCCACCGGGAGAGACCCCAAAUCUACUGAAGCCUGGACUUUCUCCUAAGCAAAAUGAAGAAAAAAACAUGACCCAGUAUCUAACUCAAUCAGAGAAGCAACCUUCAUCAAAGAAAAAGUCUAAAUCUCCGCAGACGGCUUCAGUUAAAGCCACAGCAAAAAUAAUAACAUCCAAAACCCAAAACCAUUCAAAGAAAAGUGAAAUGGUGAACAAUAAAGACCAAAAACAGAAAACAGUUACAGGGCAACCUGUUCCAAAGCUUCCUUCUUCAAACCAGAAGCAUUCCAGAAGUGAAUCCCCAGUUCAGAAGAAUUUACAUGCAGAAGGACAAAAAAAUUCAACUUCGUUGGGAACUCUGUUACAUAGCAGUAACAAAUCUAGCCCAGGGAAGAAGAAUAACAGCAGAACAUCUUUGCUUGAGAUAGAUAAGAGGCACAUACCUGAUUCAGAAAAAGUGACCCCUCUUGAAGAGAGAGACACCAAAGGAAAUUUGGAACAUCAGUGUGUUGCAGAGCUGAAAACUGAAAAGAUGGCAAAACAGGCUUGUAAGAGUGAGGAUGAUAUAUCAUUUGUAAACAAAACAACUGAAGAACGUAAUGUACAAGAAUUACAGCCUGUCAGAGAGAAGGGUGUGACUUGUGCAAAUGCUAGCCAGAAUCCUGCAAUUUUAGCUUCUAAAGAAUUGAAGUGCAAAACACUUCCUGAUUCUGUUGCCUACCAGAAUCUCUUGGAACAUACAGGAGAGAACCUUUUAACACAAGUAACAUCGGUCGGUUGCAAAUCUAAUGAUACCUCAAAGGAUGUUAACUAUCUUGAAGAUCCAUUGCACAGCUUGUCUGAAACAGCCAAUGACAGCUCUAACUCUGAACAUGAGGGUAGGAAAUCUUCUAAGGCCUGUAUAAUGGGCUCUGAAAGCGCUGAUGAAUUCUCUGAUAAAUCUGCCUUGACUGAAUCCCAAUCGGCUACGGUGGAAUCAGAUGCUGCUUCAAAAUCUUUCGUAGAGCAUGUUGCAGAAAAGUGCUCAUCUAAAGACACCGAUACCACAGAGACACCAGAGAGUCAUGACAACUCAGAGGCCCCCUUUGCAGAUCACUGGAAUCUGAGUUCCAGUGCACUUGAUCCAAAAGAAAGCCCUGAAUCGGACACUGGCAGUGCAACGACAUCAUCCGACGAUAUAAAGCCACGAUCAGAAGACUAUGAUGCAGGAGGAUCUCAGGAUGACGAGGGGUCAAAUGAAAGAGGGAUUUCAAAAUGCAGCACUAUGAUAUGCCAUGAUUUCCUUGGCAGAAGCAGCAGCGAUACAAGUACACCCGAAGAACUCAAAAUCUAUGACACAAGCCUGAGGAUAGAAGUGAAAAUGAAAAAGGAAAACUCUGAUCUCUUCCGUGUUAUUUCAACAAGUGACGACGAGAUCCCUAGGAAAAGGCCUGAAAUGUGGCUGCACCAAGGUGAUGAGAAAAGGGGUGGUGGCUCCAGGGGGAAUAAUGCUAAUUUUGCCGCUGCGCAGUUUCCUCAAGAAGCUGAUCAGGUCUCCUCUUCGGCUGAUGAAACGGAAGAUGAAAAGUCAGAAACGGAAAACGUCGUAGAAAACCUGCCUCUUCCACCAGAAAUCCCUGUUCAGCAGUUCCAUGGAAUUGUGAAUCUCGCAUUUGAAGAUGCAGCAGAUAAUGAUACUGAAAGUCAAGAAUUCCCCGCCACCAAAAACUUUAAGCGUUCAGUAUUGCUUUCAGUGGAUGAAUGUGAAGAACUGGGAUCUGACGAUGGUGGGGAAGCCCACACUUCCCUCCAGCGUUCCCUGGAUGCUGCAACGCCUUCUGACGUGUUUGAUGGCAUUUCCCAUGAGGAUCAUGGCAAGACAUUUUAUUCAAGAUACUCCUUGGAGAUUGAAGACGCAUUCCUGGAGUGUAAGGAGAAUGAUAAGGAAAGGUUAGAUAAAAGUGAGAAUGCUUCUGUAGACCCUUGCGGCAAUGAGCAAAAACCCAAGGACAAGAGUACUCCAGUUAUGGAGCAGAAGCCUGCAGAGAAAGAUUUGAUUGUGAGACAUAGCCCGUCUCCUGCAGAGGUUAAGGAAAACGCCAAGAGUGAAGAGAACAAUGAAUUUCAAUGUAAUAAAGUCUCAGACAGUGACACAAAAUCUCAAGGAAGACCAUGUCACCUGGAUCUUCAUCAAAGAGAUAAUACUGAGUUACAAAAGAACAAUUCUGCAAAACCUGUAGACCCAAGUAGGAGUCAUAUACUGAUUCAGGAAGGCCACGUGAAAGAGAUUGAUUCAGCAUCUACUGAAUACGCUAACUCUGCUUUAUCCGCAGGUAACGUACAGAAAUAAAAGCAUUAAGUUCCUCAAGAUAUUAAGUAUUAGUGGAAUAUUAGAUUUAUAGUUGGGUUUGAGACACUAACUCUAGCAAAUACCUUUAGAAAUUUUAUCCAAACGGUUAUAGAAUUAAAUGCUUAUGUUUCAAACAAAAUAUUAAGUUGCAUACCAUAUUCUUGACCACAAUAGAAUAUGUAUGAUGCUGUCCAGUGGGCAGUUGGGAAUAUUUAUCAUGGGCAAAGCAGAGAGUGGGAUGAUGUUCCCUGCUCUUGAGUUCAUUUUUGACCCAAUAGAACAUAGGCAAUAUCAUCUUUUAAUGGAAACUUGGCUAUCCAUUGGUUCAACAGCCUAUAUGAUUCACAUAAAUAUAUAUCUAUAUCUAUAUAUAUCUAUAUCAAAGUGGGAUGUGCAAUAAGUGCAUUAAUAUUCUCAAUUAAAAGUCCUCUGCGUAUUUGCCUUUAAGAGCUAUAUUCAUUAUUGUUUCUGUUUUGCACAGAGCUAGGGUCUCCUCUUAAGCUGCUGUUGGAUUCAGUGGGGCCCUUACCAUGGGCUUCAGCAGAAGCUGGCCUAUACUCUUAAGAUACUUUUUCAGAAUUAUUGUAGUUCUAAGUUUUGCCAGUGAAAAAAUAAUUUCUUUUUAAAAAGAGAAAGGUCAGCUUUA
Lacerta agilis (Sand lizard) is the source of this 5850-nucleotide messenger RNA. RefSeq names its product BTB domain containing 8 (gene BTBD8). Gene Ontology annotation, molecular function: protein binding. NCBI's taxonomy places the organism in Eukaryota, Metazoa, Chordata, Lepidosauria, Squamata, Lacertidae. The transcript is spliced from 18 exons. The record is from RefSeq and is a predicted model, not a curated record. The coding region runs from base 78 to 5204 and encodes 1708 amino acids.